AUGGAAUUUACUGCUUCACCUGUUGGUUAUGUCCACUCGGAUUGCAAACAGAUGUGUGAAGUUCCAUUGAAUGGAAAAGAUGAUAUUCUAGGCGGAGUAAUCGAAAUUCUGCCUCAAUUUUCAGAAUGCAUUCUUGGUUUGGAAAAAGUCAAAUACAUUUGGGUUUUCUCUUUUUUACACUUAGCAGAUAGAUCAAUACAGCAAGUUCAGCCUGUUCAUCGCCGUCAUUUACAUCCACGUGGAGUUUUCGCAACUUGUUCUCCAGUAAGACCAAAUCCAAUUGGAAAAUCAUUCAUGGAAAUACAAAAGAUAGAUGGUUUGAAGAUAUAUGUCAAAGGCUUAGAUCUAGUUGAUGGAACUCCGAUUCUUGAUAUCAAGUUAUAUGAUGAAGGAAGCGAUCAACCAAAUGGAUUAUGCUAA
This is a messenger RNA of Trichomonas vaginalis G3, 420 nucleotides long. Its product is annotated as tRNA (adenine-N6-)-methyltransferase protein. NCBI's taxonomy places the organism in Eukaryota, Parabasalia, Trichomonadida, Trichomonadidae. The record is from RefSeq and is a predicted model, not a curated record. The transcript has a single exon. The coding region runs from base 1 to 420 and encodes 139 amino acids.